CAUAAGGCCACAAUGGAGAAAGUACUGCAGUGAUUACUAUUCAGUGGAGAACUAUAAGGCCACAUAUGCACCAACUUUUGCACCACUAGAUGAUAAAAGUGAAUGGGUCCAGUGGGAUCUAAUCCAACUGCAAAGAGGCAAAGGACUGAAUGUGAUGCACAAAGCUUCACCUUCAGCAACAUAGAUCCAAGUCAGACCACCGGAGUUAGGGGUGCAGCUAAGUCAAACAAGAAGAAGAGAACGACAUCAUUUGUUGGUGAAUGUUUUACAGGGCCUGGCAGUCAGCCUUUGGCAACACCAUCUUCUACUCCAGCUUCCACAAUACCUAUGAGUCUGCCAUCUAUAGCACCAUCUUCUACUCCACCCUCUACAAUAAAUAACCUUUAUCAGAACUUCGUUGGCAUUGGAUCUGUAUCUCAGAAUAUAAAACAAGGAAAGGGAAGGGGAAAUGGAAAGGCUAAGAAGAAAUGAUUUGAGAUCCGUUUUCUGAUUUUUUGUGUUUAAGAAGACAAUAUUUUUUUCUUUUGUAGACUUGAAUUAAUGCUGAAUCAAAAGUGGAUGGUUGUUUAUUAGUACAUUUG
This is a messenger RNA of Papaver somniferum (opium poppy), 581 nucleotides long. RefSeq lists its product as uncharacterized. Bases 103 to 471 code for a protein of 122 amino acids. Lineage: Eukaryota; Viridiplantae; Streptophyta; Magnoliopsida; Ranunculales; Papaveraceae. The record is from RefSeq and is a predicted model, not a curated record. The transcript is spliced from 3 exons.